Messenger RNA from Solea solea (common sole), 5123 nucleotides. RefSeq names its product insulin-like growth factor 2 mRNA binding protein 3 (gene igf2bp3). Gene Ontology annotation, biological process: nervous system development; regulation of gene expression. The transcript is spliced from 16 exons. The record is from RefSeq and is a predicted model, not a curated record. Gene Ontology annotation, molecular function: mRNA 3'-UTR binding. Lineage: Eukaryota; Metazoa; Chordata; Actinopteri; Pleuronectiformes; Soleidae. The coding region runs from base 598 to 2427 and encodes 609 amino acids. Gene Ontology annotation, cellular component: cytosol; nucleus; cytoplasm.
AUACCAAUCCAAUCUUCCCCUCCUCUUUCUCUCCACUCCCCUCCGCUGUCCCCACCCCAGAUUCCCGUGCAAUUUUCCCCAAUCCCAAACACUUAAUUGAGCAAUUGGGAUUCCUCACGUGUGGGCUGAUUUGUAGUUUGAACACGUGGCUCAUUCAAAAAACCGGAGUAGCAGAGGAUUUUUUUUUUCCUUCCUCUCCCCCCUUUUUUCUUCUUCUUCUUCUUAUUCUAGGCUCCGGACUAAGAGGCGGGCGCCAGCCUUACCGUGUGUGACACUCUCUGUCUCUUUGCCAAGGGGUUUUGGAGGAAGACACAAAGUAGUUUCUCCUCCUUUUUCACCCAGCCCGCCAUCGUUCGGAGAUUAAUAAUUGAGCAUUUAUUCAUUGCGCGAUAGAGACGGAGGGGCGAGGGAGCGCAGCGCAAACGCACUGUGAGGCUGCCAGUUUAAAUCUAUCUGUGGCUUGAACGACCGGGAAGCACGCCACGGUCACUCCGUAGUAGUAGAGGCGAUUUGGGCUACUCCAAAACAGUGCACAUCCGUGAGCGCAACUAACCGCCUCUCCCUCAGCGUAAAGAUUGUCUCUUCACGGCACACAACAUGAAUAAGCUAUACAUUGGCAACGUGAGCGCAGAAGCGACUGAAGAGGACUUCGAAAGUAUCUUUGAGCAGCGGAAGAUUCCGCACAGUGGUCCAUUUCUUCUCAAAAGUGGCUAUGCGUUUGUGGAUUGCCCGGACGAGAAGGCUGCAAUGAAGGCCAUCGAUCUACUUUCAGGGAGAGUUGAACUCCACGGGCAACUUCUCGAAGUUGAACACUCGGUCCCUAAACGUCAAAGGAGCUGUAAACUGCAGAUCAGGAACAUCCCGCCUCACAUGCAGUGGGAGGUUUUGGACGGAAUGCUUGCUCAGUAUGGUGCAGUAGAGAGCUGUGAACAAGUCAACACUGACACAGAGACUGCAGUCGUUAAUGUUCGAUAUGGAACCAAGGACCAGGCCAGGCUGUCUAUGGAGAAGCUGAAUGGAUCUAUGAUGGAGAACUACGCCUUGAAAGUGUCCUAUAUCCCAGAUGAAACCGCUUCACCAGAGGGUCCUUCAGGAAUGAACAGGAGAGGCUUUAACGCACGCGGACCUCCUCGUUCCAGCUCUCCAGGUAUGGGCGCCCGGCCCAAAGUGCAGUCGGACAUCCCUCUGCGCAUUCUGGUCCCAACGCAGUUUGUGGGCGCAAUAAUCGGCAAGGAGGGUGCCACCAUCCGCAACAUCACCAAACAGACGCAUUCAAAAAUUGAUAUCCACAGGAAAGAAAAUGCAGGUGCAGCAGAGAAGCCCAUCACGAUUCACUCCACCCCAGAAGGUUGUGCGAACGCUUGCAGAACCAUCAUGGAAAUCAUGCAGAAGGAAGCCAUUGACACUAAGUUUACUGAAGAGAUACCACUGAAGGUCCUUGCACACAACAACUUUGUAGGAAGAUUAAUUGGGAAGGAAGGACGCAACCUCAAGAAGAUUGAGCAGGACACGGGGACCAAGAUUACAAUCUCACCUCUGCAGGACCUGACCCUGUACAACCCCGAGCGGACCAUCACACUGAAGGGCUCAGUCGAAGCGUGUUCAAGAGCUCAGGAGGAGGUGAUGAAGAAGAUCGCAGAAUCGUACGAGAGCGACAUGGCUGCUAUGAACCUCCAGUCCAAUCUGAUUCCAGGCUUGAAUCUGAAUGCCUUGGGUUUGUUCCCCAGUGGAGCACCAGGCAUGGGUCCCUCCAUGUCCAGCAUGCCACCUCCUGGAGCACACGGUGGAGGCUCAUUUGGAUGCAGUCCUUAUGGGGGUGAGGGGCCAUUUUGGGCUUCUAUGCCACCGGCGAGCAGCCGGCCCCCUCCUGGACACCCCGAGUCUGAGACGGUUCACCUGUUCAUCCCUGCACUUGCAGUCGGAGCCAUCAUCGGAAAACAGGGUCAACACAUCAAACAGCUGUCGCACUUUGCCGGAGCCUCAAUUAAGAUUGCCCCUGCAGAAGGAAUGGACUCCAAACUAAGGAUGGUAAUCAUUGUCGGACCACCAGAGGCUCAGUUUAAGGCUCAGUGUCGCAUAUUUAGCAAGCUGAAGGAAGAGAAUUUCUUUGGACCUAAGGAAGAAGUGAAGCUGGAGGCUCACAUCAAGGUCCCAUCAUUUGCUGCUGGACGCGUCAUCGGGAAGGGCGGAAAAACUGUGAAUGAUCUGCAGAACAUGUCGUGUGCAGAUGUGGUGGUGCCCAGGGACCAGACGCCCGACGAGAACGACCAGGUCAUAGUCAAGAUUAGCGGACACUUCUUUGCAUGCCAGCUGGCCCAGAGGAAGAUUCAGGAGAUUCUCGCCCAGGUGAGGAGGCAACAGCAGCAGCAGCAGCAGCCGCCCAAGCCCUCAUCUGGAGCCCAAACUCCAGUGCCUCGCAGGAAGUAAAGUUCCAGCGGACCCAGAGGAACGGUGACCGAAUAUGCCAGAAGACUCAACAGAUGGACAGAUGCAGCAGAGUCCAGGGGGAAAAGACAAGGGGUCGCAAUGCUCAUCUCAGGGGUCAAAAAGGUUCUCGCCAACCAAACAUCCAACCCCUCCUUGUCUUACUUGAUGAACUUUCAAGUGUGGCUGCUAAGAGACGCCACGCCUCUUAACCUCCACCCACCCCAUCUCUGCGUCUCUGUAAAAAAAAUGUACUUCUGAGGGCUCCCAACGUCGUCACCUGCCCUCACAUGCACACACCCCCCUCGACUGCUCUCCUCCUCCCCCCCUUUUUGUUUAAAAGAAAACAAACGUUUAUUUUUUUUCUCACUAGAAACACAAAGAAGAAAUAAGGAUCCCCCCGCCCCCACCCCCUCCUAUCACCCCCUUGGUGUGGUACUUCAAACCUGACGAGAUGUUUUUGGUUGACUUGAAAUUUAGUUGACGUUUAAUUUUUUUUUUUUUUUUCGGAUGGCGUUUAAUUGGUUGAUGAAGCUUUCUAAUGAGUUUUCUGUGGAAAGGAAAAGGCAUUGCGAUCAAGGUCCAGGUUGGACUAACAGAGGUUUAUUGGGGGGGAGGGCUGGCUCAGAUGGGGUGGGCCAGGUUUAGGGGAAAGAUUGUCGUUUCAGGAUAGGACCCUUAAAAGGGUGGAUUAUACUGGGCAUCCUGCCUUUGUAAUGAUAGUGGCAUUUUAUAAAUUCGGAUGCAUUUUAUAGAUAGACCUAUAUACAUAGAUGAAUAUAUAUUUAGAGGUGAGGGCAGCGCCACGACGCACACGAAAAGAAAUGGUGUCUAACUGCUGCUGCCCAGGAAAACCAAUUUAAUAUGCAUUUUACUUAACUACCUCAGGAUCUAGUACCUCAGAAGAGAAAAAUGAUUAUAUAUAUAUGAAAAAAAAAUGUUCCUUUCUUUUUUAUUUUGCUUUUGUGGUAUUUUGUAUACUUUAUAAAGCUGAUAGUCUUUGAACAUUUUUAUUUUUUUAAGAAAAUUUAAAAUGUGGUCAGCUGCCAACUGACCUUGCUUUCAACUCUGGUGCUUUAGGUGGCAUUGUACAUGUGUAUGUGUGACUUAAAGAUGACCCUGUACAUAAAGUCUAUUUGUACAUAGCAGCGCUGGAGCAAGAGUUGGCGCCCCCUCAGCUGGUGGCUGACAGGAGUAUCAAGAGAAAAAUUGCCUCAGUUUUUUUUCCCCCCUGAGGGUCCACCAUCUUCUGGAGAAAAACAAAAACAAACCUACAAAACAACUAAGACAUGCAAAUAAUGCCAACCGUUCAAAAACGCAGCAAUGCCAUUUAGUUUUGGGAUUGACACUGUUAUUGGUAAUGGUACUUUAAUUUGUCAUAAAAUGUUCGCCUUCCUAAGAGGGCUGUGCGGACUCUGCAGCGUGGACCUGGGAUGGUCCGGGGCCGUAGUUGCCCCAGAGUCAGCAGAGUUGUCCGUCUGUUGUCUGCUCCGUGCAGACCUUCUGCCAUCUUCUUGACAUUAAUGUCUCAAGCAAACAAGUCCAGGCCUGACUAGGUUUAUUUUCAUAGAACAAGCUUUGUCAGUUCGAAGUGGCUCUUGUAGCCGAGUCGGUGUUAACAUCGUUCACUGCGUAGUGAAGGUAGGGGGAGUCGCACUGAUAGAUGCUUUUUUGUUUUUUUUCGUUUGUUUGCUUUUUCUUUUGCGCUUUAGGGAAAUAAAUGAUGUAAACAAAAAUGACCUUCCUCUGUAGCCCGCAAAAUGCAAUGUGAUGUUUCAAUUUGUUAAUACAGGGGAAAAAUAAUUUGGUGCCUAUAGAAAAGGCACCAAAUCCUAAAUGAACCCAGACCAAUGGGUAAGACUAGAGGACGGAAAUCCAACACUUAACACAAUUAAUUGCAUUUGUCUUUCUACGCCGAAUGUAAAUAUACUGAUUGUGGUAAAAGUACUUGAGCGUAUCGAUGCUUCCACAGUAGAACGCCGUCUACCUCAGCUGAGGGGGUGGGGGAGGGUUGUUGUGGCACUAGGCGCCCCCCCGCCCUGCCCCCACUGAGCGCCAGCGCGCACUGAUACCUCAGUCCCCCCCGAACACUUCUUUAGACAUGGGCGCGCCAUCCUAACACCACGCUUAACUGAGGGGCACAAGUGAUACUUAAAUUGAUCCCCGACACCACCUGCUUUCUUCUGCCAAACCACCCUCCCUGCUCCCUUACCGCUCCCCUUUCCUCCUCCUCCUCCUCUUCCUCCCCCGCCCCAGUUUGUUUUGAUCUACCUCUUUAGACACAUAUUUGAAGUAGAGGCAUUCUUCUAUUUGUUAGAGUUUAGCCCCCCCUCUCUCUCCUUUAUGGGUCCCCACAUAUGAAUGGAAACUUAAAAUUGAAAUCAUGUACUCUGUAGAUUUGAGAAUAAUUGAAAGUGAUCAAAAUUCUUUUUGCCAGUGUUUUUUAUAUAUAUAUACUCCUUUCUUUUUGGCUUAAUUGAAAUCCGCAAAUGGUAUUUCUUUCUGCUUUCUAUUUUUGGUGGUGUGGCUUAUAUGUAUUUGAACUUUUGCUUGGGUUUUUUGUGAAAAGGGUCAAAUCACGUGUUUGAUUUUGCAUUCAAUAGUUAAAAUGAUAAAAAAAAAAAAAUACAAUCUUUUUUUUUUUCCCUUUAAAAAUAGGGCCUGCCUUUUUGUUUUUGGUUUGUAAGACUUCCAAAUUA